This is a messenger RNA of Lachancea sp. 'fantastica', 801 nucleotides long. Lineage: Eukaryota; Fungi; Ascomycota; Saccharomycetes; Saccharomycetales; Saccharomycetaceae. The record is from the annotation of a GenBank genome assembly.
AUGUCCCUACGCUCAUUAGCACUUUUGAUUCAGCUAUACCUUUGCUUGGCUGUAGCAGACCUUGCGAUAGUAAAACCAGAAAGUGGUGAUGAAUUUCCCGUUUUGUCAAAUUCGGCAUCCUUCGAUGUAGAAUGGACAGACGCUGGCCAUGAACCAGAUUUGAGUUCAGUGACGCAGUACGUCUUCACGCUAUGUUCCGGUCCUAACAAUAAAAUUGAAGCUGUCACUACUCUGGCAACAGUACCUGCAGGAGAGGUUAAUAAUAAGAAAUACACUGUCACCGUCAAUCCAAACGCUGGUGCAAGUGGUACCUAUUUCAUACAGGUGGUGGCUAUUUCACCAGAGUGGAUAACAAUCCAUUACUCCACCAGAUUUACUCUAUCUGGGAUGCGUGGCAAUAAAGCUGCACCAAAGGUAAAUGAACCCCAAAGUCCGCCACCAGAAACUAUGAGAAUAGGUCCGGAUGGGCCUCCACCACCCAUAGACUCUGCUUCCUUCAAAAUUCCAUAUGCGUCACAAAGUGGGUUGACGCUCUUUGCGCCCAUGCAGACCCAACCGGGGUCAAAAGUCACCGCAACACAAUGGACUCGAAUAAACCCAACAAGUGUUUGCACUUUUUUCAAGACUGACACUAUUCAACCUCAAUUGAAAACUACAAUAACAGCGGGCUGGGACUACACGGUUCAAAGCCGUAUUAAUGAUGCCCAUCCCAGACCAAUGCCGGCGGAAAAUGGAGGGUGGUACAAGCCUGCAGAUAAGAAGACCCUGACAGCCCGUAAGGUUAAUAGAUUCGUGUAUUAA